Messenger RNA from Amborella trichopoda, 830 nucleotides. Its product is annotated as 17.8 kDa class I heat shock protein. NCBI's taxonomy places the organism in Eukaryota, Viridiplantae, Streptophyta, Magnoliopsida, Amborellales, Amborellaceae. The record is from RefSeq and is a predicted model, not a curated record.
CUUAAGUCAUCAAAACAAAGCAUUCAAAGCUCGGAUACGACGAUUUUCUCUCUUAAAUCUCAUCUCAUAUUCUCAUCUUCAGUUUCUCGCUUAAAAACUUCUUCCCCAUUUCCUCUUUUUCUCACAUUCAGUGAUUUGUGCUUCAAAUUUACAGAAAUGUCUUUGAUUUCAAGCCUCUUUGGGCGCAGGAAUAAUGCCGUGGACCCCUUUUCUCUAGACAUUUGGGACCCUUUCAACAACUUUCCUUCUCUCUCUACAGAGACCUCAGCCUUUGCCAACACACAAAUCGAUUGGAAGGAGACUGAUAAGGCCCAUGUUUUCAAGGCCGAUUUGCCGGGACUGAAGAAAGAGGAGGUGAAGGUGGAGGUUGAAGAAGGCCGGGUUCUAAAAAUCAGCGGAGAAAGAAAGAAAGAAUCGGAGGAGAAGAAUGAUAUGUGGCGCAGGAUAGAGAGAAGUCGGGGCAAAUUCCUGAGGCAAUUCAGGUUGCCGGAGAAUGCGAAGGUCGAUCAGGUGGCAGCUUCAAUGGAGGAUGGGGUUUUGACUGUGACUGUGCCUAAGGAGGAGGUGAAGAAGCCUGAGGUGAAGGCCAUUGAGAUUUCUGGCUGAGAACUCUGAAGGGUUCUUGUGAUUUUUAUUUUUAACGUUUUGGUGUUGAAAAAUUGUGUUGGGAAGUAAUUCGAUGUUGUACGUCCAUUUGCUUGUGAAGUGUGAAAAUAAUUUUCGAGUAUUUCGGUAUUUGGUAUUAAAAAGUUGUGUUGGGAAGUAAUUCAAUGUUGUAUGUCCAUUUAUGUUUUUUUGCAUGAACGGUGAAAAUAAUUCUCGGAGUAAAA